AUGAAAGGUGCAACGUACACUCCGACUGCGACAAAUAUGGCUAAAAGAUUUCCAAAGUAUGCCUACACGUAUGACAAUCAACUCUGGAUGGAUCCAGGAUCAAAAGACGUUCAACAAUUUGUUCUCAAUGUUGCCGAAGAUAUCGUUCGUCGAUAUCCUGUCGAUGGUCUGCACAUUGAUGAUUAUUUCUAUCCGUACAGUGAUGGUACCGAGUUUCCUGAUUCAGCUACGUUCAGUGAUUAUCAACGGCAAGGCGGAACAAUGAAUAAGGCCGAUUGGCGUCGAUCGAAUGUCAAUUAUCUAAUUGAAUCCCUAUACAAUCGCACACAUGCUAUUCGACCUAAAGCUAAAUUUGGUGUAUCACCUUUUGGCAUUUGGAAACCCGGUACACCAGCAGGUAUUACCGGUCUUUCGUCGUACGAUAGUCUCUACUGUGACAGUCGUUUAUGGUUACAAAAAGGUUUUGUUGAUUAUUUGACGCCACAACUCUACUGGGCCAUUGAUCCACCUGCUCAAUCCUACAGUGCUUUACUGAACUGGUGGAUAGGACAAUCGACCAAAGGGCGUCAUAUCUAUGCAGGUAAUGCAGCCUACAGAAUGAAUCAGGCUACUGGUCCAUGGGCAGUAACUGAACUCAUUCGGCAAGUCAAUAUUACUCGAACAAUGAGUAAUCGUCUUGCACUUGGCAACAUCUUCUUUUCGACGAAACAGCUCAUCCAAAAUAUUAAGGGUAUUCAAAAUGAACUUGCCAAACUCUACACAGAUAAGGCCAUUCCGCCCAAGAUGAAUUGGCUUUAG
Messenger RNA from Rotaria sp. Silwood2, 798 nucleotides. Lineage: Eukaryota; Metazoa; Rotifera; Eurotatoria; Philodinida; Philodinidae. The record is from the annotation of a GenBank genome assembly.